Messenger RNA from Trematomus bernacchii (emerald rockcod), 3917 nucleotides. RefSeq names its product NHL repeat containing 2 (gene nhlrc2). The record is from RefSeq and is a predicted model, not a curated record. Gene Ontology annotation, molecular function: protein binding. Bases 40 to 2190 code for a protein of 716 amino acids. The transcript is spliced from 12 exons. NCBI's taxonomy places the organism in Eukaryota, Metazoa, Chordata, Actinopteri, Perciformes, Nototheniidae.
GUGGUACAUUUACCUAGCAGGCUGGCUGUUGAUAGAAACAUGGCGUCCCAGUCCAGCCUCUCUACUUUAUUUCCUAUCCAAAGUGAGCUGGAUUCUGCCCUAGAUGAAGCUACGACUCAACAAGAGAAAGAAGAUAUUGUCAACGAGUAUUUAAAAAAACUAGACGAAAGAGAUGAUCUGAAGAUACCGGAUUUCCAGACAGGCUUGGAAUGGCUGAACACGGAGGGCCCUCUGUCUCUGAACAAGGAGCUGGCUGGGAAAGUGGUGCUGCUGGACUUCUUCACCUACUGCUGCAUCAACUGCAUGCACAUCCUGCCUGACCUGCACCAGCUGGAGGAGAAGCACUCGGCCAAAGACGGAUUGGUAAUUGUUGGUGUGCACUCAGCUAAAUUCCCCAAUGAAAAGGUCCUCGACAACGUCCGCAGCGCUGUGCUCCGCUAUGACAUCUGCCACCCGGUAGUGAACGACAGCGAGGCGCGCCUGUGGCAUGACCUGGAGGUGUCCUGCUGGCCCACCCUGGUCCUCCUGGGACCCCGGGGCAACUUGCUCUUCUCCCUGGUGGGCGAGGGCCACCGCGACAGGCUGACGCUCUUCACUGACCUCGCCCUCCGUCACUACGGGGCUCAGGGUCUGCUGAAGACACACACAGUGGGCAUCAAGCUGUACCGGGACUCCCUGCCCCCCAGCAUGCUGUCUUUUCCUGGAAAGGUCGCCGUAGACAACAGCAGGAAAAGACUGGCCAUAGCAGACACUGGGCAUCACCGGGUUCUGGUGGUGUCUUCCACCGGAGAGCUGUUACGUGUCAUUGGAGGGCCUAAAAGUGGGAGACAAGAUGGCGACUUGUCUGAAGCUUCCUUUAACUCCCCUCAGGGCGUGGCCAUUAAAGGGGACACUUUAUACGUGGCCGACACUGAAAACCACCUGAUCAGAAAGAUUGACCUGUUGGAGGGAAGAGUCAGCACUCUCGCUGGAGUGGGUGCUCAAGGCACAGACAAAGAGGGGGGGGCCCUGGGACCCCAGCAGCCCAUCAGCUCUCCCUGGGAUGUGACCCUCGGGACCGCCGGCGGAUCUGAAGAUAACGUGCUGUGGAUAGCGAUGGCAGGGACCCACCAGAUCUGGGCUUUGUUCCUGGAUGAUGGGAAACUGCCAAAAGGAAGCGAGUCCAAGGCGGGGACGUGCGUCCGGUGGGCCGGCAGCGGCAGCGAGGAGAACCGGAACAACGCGUACCCGCACAAGGCCGGCUUCGCCCAGCCUUCAGGCCUGGCUGCGGCCCCCGAGGAGCCCUGGAGCUGCCUGUACGUGGCCGACAGUGAGAGCUCCUCCAUCCGCACGCUGGCCCUGAAGGACGGAGCCGUCAAGAUGCUGGUCGGGGGGGAGAGGGAUCCACUGAACCUUUUUGCUUUCGGGGAUCUCGACGGCAAAGGAGUGGACGCCAAGCUGCAGCAUCCUCUCGGUGUGGCCUGGUCUCCUGAACAAAGCCUGCUCUAUGUGGCCGACUCCUACAACCACAAGAUCAAGGUGGUGGAUCCAAGGACGAAGCAGUGUAGCACGUUAGCAGGGACUGGAGAGGCUGCAGACACUGCGGGCCCCGAGUUUAACACAUCCUGCUUCAAUGAACCUGGAGGAAUCUGCGUGGGGGACAACGGCAAAAUCCUCUAUGUGGCAGAUACCAACAACCACCAAAUCAAAGUGCUGGACCUGUCCUCCAAGACCGUUUCACUGUUCCCCAUCUCUACAGACUGCACUGACUCAGUACCUUCAAAGCCUACAAAAGCUCCGACGCUGCCGAAAUCGGCCGCCAGGAAGGAAAUGCCACCAGUGGUCGUGUCAGCUGGCCAGACUCUCGUCAUUUCGCUCACUCUGACGCUUCCAGAAGGAACCAAACUGACCGAGGAGGCCCCCAGCUGCUGGACUCUCUCAGCUGAGGGUAACGAGUGGCUGCUAGACGAAUCUGUGGUCACCGGUGACAUCAUGGAUCUGUCGAAGCCGCUCUCCAUCUCAACCAAACUUCCAGCAGUUAUAAAGGACUUGAACAGCCACCCUAACCUCACUCUGAGUGUUUGGGUCUUCUACUGUAUGAAGACAGGUACAACUUGUAUGAUGAAAGCAGCCUGCUUCACCCAGCCCCUUCAAAUAAGUGCCGAUCCCAAAGAGGAGGAAAUCACUGUGGCGUUGGCUCAUGUUUUCUAAAACCUCUUACAUGUUUUAUUCGCAAUAGUGACAAAAUCAACACUCCAUGUGGUCAGUUUUCACUUCAGCUGCAUCCAGCUCAACACCCUUUUGAGUUCAUUUUUCUAGAAGAAAACAAUGAAUGUCACUUUUUAAAAGAAUGUGAUACAAACCUUAUUUUCAUCGGAAUUUCAAUUGAAACUACUCCGAAGCCCCCUCUAAGAAACAUAAUGCAUCAGUGCUGUGAGGGACAGUUAUUGGUAGGAAUGCAAAUAGGUACACCCCCAGGCAUGUCAUUAAGGACAGCAAAUACAACUGCUGCCUAAAUAAUUAUGUUUAUAUGAUGGUUUAUUUAUGCAAAAAUUCCUACAAGGACAGGCUGUACUAGGCUACUGUAAGAAAACUGCCAACAUUUUCUAUUUUAUAUAAAACACUGUCACAGGACUACAUUAAUGCAGAGAGUAAAAUAUAUCCUGUGGAUUUAAUUUGCAACGUAUUAAGAAUAUUUAAUCAGCAGGUGGUGAUGAUUGUGUCAGUGGUGUUUGAUUCAAAAAUACUUCCUAACAUAGCAAAGAAGAAGCCUGUAAUUAGCUUGAUAUUUUCACCUGAUCCACCAGAUGCGAAAUUCAAAGAGUAGACGGUUUACAUUCCAAAUAAAUGUAAGCACAAAUUCUGGCAAAUUAGAUGCCUUCUGUUCAAACAUAAAACACAAACAUAAAUUCUCACAAACAUUAAAGGAGCUUUUUCUUUUAGAUUCAUUCAUAAUUCCAAAGUAGUUUCUCAUUCUGCUUCUGCUUUUGAAUGCUAAUGAGUUAUAAAAAGGGGAAAGAUCUUUUGAGGGUGAUAAAAGAAUUACUUACAAGUAAAUACCAUCAUUAAUAUAUUAGAAACUUCAGGGUAUUAAACAAGUUUCUGCUAUUUCUAAUUGAAUAAUAUAUGUCCAUGUCUGUGUGUGGUUGCUUUAGUUUACAGUCAGUCAGCUUGAUGGUGCCUUCAGGCGCUCUAAUACAUCUUGCGUAAACAUUUAUCUACUGAAUGUCACUGAAGACAGAACAUUCAUAUUUACUUUACAAAGUUCACGCAUGUAUGUUAAAGCUUUUUCCUGUCUCCUCUCCAUGUAUGACUGAUUAUACUUAUUAUUGCAAUUAUUCACAACACAAGGAGCCCUUUUGCUUAAGUUAUCUAAGAACGAAAAUGCCUGUUUUUGAUAACUGGUGAACUUAUGACACCGAGUAACUGCUGCUUGUGCACUUUGAAGGAUAUUGAAUUAAGAAAAACGUCUUAAAAUCUCUCUAACAAGCAUUUAUCCGCUUCAUAUCCCCUCCAUAAAAGGGAACACAACAAGAAAGAGAAGUAUGCUUUACCGUAACACACUGUGCUUCCUGUUGUGUAGCGUACAGUAACAUAAUAAUCUCAUUUUCCCUUACUGGUUUUCUAAUUUAUGAGCUGUUGUCAGAAGAGGGUCUGAGAGUGCUUGGGUGAGCAUUUCUGUCAUCAUGUCUCACAACAUAAUUGUCAUUGUAGGAAUGUUUUUAUUUGGUUUGGAAGUGCCUUGCAAAAAAGCUGGUUACUGAAAGGAUGGUGUGAAUGAGAUAACCUAAACUGUAUCAAAAGCAAUAAAAACCCACCUCUUUUAAUGGGAAAAGGUUUUAUUCCCACCAGAUAUUUAUUUCGAAUGAACUGCGAAAGAUUAUAGCUCAGCUGUUCUAUCCCUAUGGCGUUUUUUAAAUAAACAACAAUGAGCUUGA